ACUCGAUGGCACCUUUAUCAAGAUGACCAGGGUUCCCUUUCUAUCUCUGCAGCAUAGACAUUAGAAUCUACCAUCAUCCCAAUCAAACACUACAAAUAAUAUUCCCACGCAACACAACAACAAACAAACAUGGCAACCUCCACACACUCACAAGCAGUCAACAUCAACCCAGAUGUCUUCGACCCAGCCGCCAUCCCCCCCGCCGUCACCGCAUUCAACGACAACCUCAUGGCCAUAACCAAAGACAUCCCAAAUUGGUGGACCGUCGGCGCCGCCAAAUACCGCACCAUGCGUGACGCCGGCCAAACAGCCUUCCCCCCUCUCACAAAACUCACCUCCGCAGCUUCCCUCGACAUUCCAUCCCGUGACUCCAACCGCUCUAUCCCCUGCGCCGUCUUCCACCCGGAACCCACAGCACGCACCCCAAUCAGGGGCAUCUUCAUGCACAUUCACGGCGGCGGCUGGGUCCUCGGCCACGAACGCUCGCAUGACUCCGUCCUCCAGGCCAUAGCCACCACUAACGCCGUCGUCGUCGUCUCCGUCGGCUACCGUUGCGCGCCCGAGCACACCUUCCCCGCAGCACCGGAGGACUGCUUCGACGCGGCGGAGUGGCUAAUUGAACAUGCGGAGGCGGACACCCGGCUCGGGGGCGGUGGUGCGCGGCUGUGCUUUGUGGGCGGCGAGAGCGCAGGCGCGCAUUUGAGUGCGCUUGUAGCGGCGCAUUUGCUAGGGCAUGCGGAUGCGCGGUUCAGUGGGUUUGCGCUCAGGGGGUUGGUGUUGCAUUUUGGGUGUUUCGAUGCUGGGGGCACGCCGUCGGUGGGGCUUUUCCGGAAGGAGUCGCCACUGGUGCUCGAUGAGGAGGCGGUCAUGCGGUUCCGGGACGCGUUUUUGCCGGGGGUUAGGGAUGCUGCUGGGUUGCGGGAUCCGGCGGUGAGUCCGCUGUAUGUGGAUUGGGGGAGGUAUAGGGGCAGACUGCCACCGGCAUUGUUUACGUGUGGGACGGAGGAUUGUUUGUUGGAUGAUACGGUGUUUAUGAGUGCGAAGUGGCAGAUGUGUGGUGGGGUGGCGGAUGUGGUGAUUAUUCCAGGGGCGUUUCAUGGAUAUGUUAUGGUUCAGGCCGAGGGGAGUCAGGCGGAGGUUGGGCUGGCGGCGGUGGAGAGGUUUAUGGACAGGUAUUUGCAGUGACGCGGCUUGACGCAGAUGUUGUAAUAUAAGUAUCUACGAAGCAUAAGGCCAGUAAAAUGGGUGGCUAUGCGAAAGCUCAUGACAACAUAGA
Pseudovirgaria hyperparasitica is the source of this 1276-nucleotide messenger RNA. RefSeq names its product alpha/beta-hydrolase. The record is from RefSeq and is a predicted model, not a curated record. Gene Ontology annotation, molecular function: hydrolase activity. The transcript has 2 exons. Lineage: Eukaryota; Fungi; Ascomycota; Dothideomycetes; Acrospermales; Acrospermaceae. Bases 130 to 1185 code for a protein of 351 amino acids.